Molecule: messenger RNA, 1969 nt
Organism: Amphimedon queenslandica
Lineage: Eukaryota; Metazoa; Porifera; Demospongiae; Haplosclerida; Niphatidae
Exons: 11
Coding region: 1-1851 (616 amino acids)
Source: RefSeq, a predicted model, not a curated record
AUGACUUACACUAUCACCCAGUCAGAAUUACAGAGUGAAAUACAAAAGAUUAAAAAUGAAAGUGCAACAUUUCAAAAACAAAGGAAAGCAUUGAUACUGGAGAAUGAAAGAUUAAUGUCAUUAAUUAAAGAUCAUAAUGUACCAGUAGAACAGAAAGAAGAGACUGAGAUAUUACAAGAGACUGAGACUUUGUUAUACUUUCCUACAGAUAAUUUGGAAGGUCUGAAUGAGUCCCAAAUAGCAGGGAAGAAGUUGUUCUUAGUUCAAGGAGACAAACCUCAACUGAUGAACUGGGAGGAGUAUGGACUGAGGAUUAGUGUAGCAGAGGAUAGUCUAUCAGCAUCAGAGACUGUAGAAGUAUCAGUACUAGCUCUUGUAGGAGGACACUUCAAGUUUCCUGAUAAUACUAGACUAGUGAGUGCAGUGUAUGCAAUAUCAACCAGUCCACUCCUCAAGUCACUGAGGAUAGAAAUGCAACACUGUAUCGAUCUCAGUGAUCCUUCUUUAUCCAAGUAUCUUAAAUUUGCUGUUGCUCCAGUUCACACAGCUAGUCUUCCUUACCAGUUCUCACUAAUUGAAGGAGGGGAGUUUCCAGCAUACCAGAGAUAUGGAUGGAUUGAACGAAGCAAGUUCUGUCAAUUAGCUAUUGUUGGGGAGGAAGAAGAGGGAAAUGGAGGAGGUAGGAAUGAGGAGAGGAAUGGAGAGGAAGAUGGAGAGUCAGGAGAUGAGGGAGGGAAAGGAAAGGGAGAGACAACAGGAGGAGAGGGACAAGGAGCAGGAGGACAAGAAGGAGGAGCAAGUGGAGGAGUAGAGGUUGAGCAUCAGCAGCAAAAAGAAGAAGACAAACAAGUUGAGGGUCAACUGAAGCAAGAAGAAAAGAAUAAGCAGGAGAAAGAAGAGCAUGACAAUGGAGGAAGAGAAGGACAAAAAUUGUUACUGGUGAAAGAAAGUGAACAGCAUAUUGAGGAGCUGUCACAAGUUGCUGUUGGUACAGAAUCAGUUGAAUUAAGCUCUCAGUCUACAAUUGUUGUAUCUACUCAUUCCACUGGUAUACCUGAAGCUACAGUGUAUGCUGGACAAGUGUUUUAUCAAAGAGAAGAGAGAAGAGAUUUAAUGAGAUUCACUGCUGCUAGAGACCUGAAUGCAUUACUUCGGUAUAUUGAAAAAAAAUAUUCUCAUCCAGAAAUGGAUCAAAGUAUUAGUUUUAAACUCGCAUCACCAAAACGAUGCAUUAAAUUAAAAUUUGAUGAGGAGCAAACUGAACCAACAACUGGAUGGAGAAUUAAACCACAUUUGGAUCCAUGUCAGAUCAGGGAACAUGAAAUUCUUCGUUUCGGUGACAAUAGUACUACAGUCCCUCCAUUUUGUUUAGUAUCAAUAUAUGCUGAGAAUAGUCCCCAUACUGUACCUAACUUGAGUUAUUCUGUACCAUUGAAAGGUGUGCAAGAACAAAUGAAGAUUUUUAUUAAUAGAUCACUGAGAAAUUUACUAGAUGCACCUCAUUCUGUUGGUACUAAAGAUGUUCCUAAUCCUGGUUCACAUAAUGACCUCAAGAAGCACCUUAAUGAUCUGAAACGUUUCCUUUCAACUUCAGAAUUAUCAAUGUUUCGUGACAUAGCUAAUGGUUGUAAGGACAUAAAAAUUAUUAAUUCUUCUCAGUAUAAUGAGUUAUUUGAUGGGAUGAAUCGCCAGUCUUUAUCUGAAAGAGUGGGACUUUUUGUUCAGAAAAUUACAAAUACAAUUGAAUUUUGUCCUGAUCACAUUAGUACAUUCUUGUUUAUACUGAGGGAACAGGAUCAUGUUGUUCUUUCUACAUUAGCUGACAGGAUUGCUGCUUCAUUAGAUAGAUGAACAAGAUAAUGAUUACUGGAGCAAUGACAUUGUAUGUUUUAAUUUUUUAUAUGGACUUUUUACUUUAUGUGUUGUGUGUGUACUUUUGUGUUUGUACAUAAGUUUAAAAAUUUAGGAA